AUGGUCCUGUGUGGUGUUUAGUUAGCUUCAUAGUAUUAAUACACGGGCCUCUUACUCCCGACACUUUAUAACCGUGCUUCUCUUCGUCAAGGAUCCCCUUUCUUAUUAGUAGUUUGAUAAACAUACGAGGGGUGAGGAUUCCUGUACCCCCAUCCCUCCAAGGAACGAUGACGACAUGGUUGUGUUUAGCUGUUGGCUGGUGUAUUGUGUCUUUAAGUAGAGGUGCCCUCGAGUGUGACUGUACAACAGAGGAAUGUAUGUCUCAGGGCUUGACGACUUGUUUUGCCAACAAAUUUUGCUAUGCUGAAUAUUUCCGUGAUACUCUGACACGGGGCUGUAUUGACAAGGGUACGCCAUUACUAUGUGAAAAUUGGAGGCCGAAGAAUCUGAACACCCCCUGGCCUAGUAUGUUUUGCUGUAACGAUGGAGAUCAUUGCAAUAGAAAUGUCCGACCGACAGAUCCACUAGAUUCAGUUGAAGCCACGACGAUCGUAUCAAAUAUCGACAAAAGCGAUGAUGCAGAUAGUGUGAAGAAGCCCGAUUGUCCGAAUACGGAAACAAACAGUUUGAUACGAAACAGCGGUAGCAGUAAAUUAAUGAACCCAAUUUAUAUAGCCGUACCCGUGGCUGGUGUGUGUGUUUUAUUGGCGUUAAUCAUAUUCGCCAUGUAUUUAUUAAGAAGAAGAAAUGACUUCUAUCACCAUUAUCAUUAUCAAGAACAUCCGGCCCACCUCGCUCAAAACUCUUGUGAGAACAAAAAAACAGUGACGGGUUGUGGUUCCGUGAACCGAUGCACAGACAGUGAGCGAUCGAGCUCGGGAAGCGAAACGAAACUCUUUUUGCAGGUCUGAGGCCGGUUUUAAAAAUCUCCGAGAUAUAUAUUAUUGUGUAUUAAAAAAUAGAAACUCAUCGUGUAUGUGUGCUGGUGUGCUAACGUGACUCAUUUGUGAGAUAACCUCAUGUGUGCGAGCAUGGACGUAUUGGAAUUGUGCGCGUGAAAGAGAAUGUGCGCGUUAGAUAUAAAUUGUUAUAUUACGAAACUAUGCGGGUGGGAUAAUCAUGUUAUGAAUUAGAACAUGUAGUAUUGCUUAAUUACCAUAGUUUUAUGGAUUCAAAGACAUCAAAUAUCUAAAACAAAGUUGUGGACUAUAUUCAAAUAUCUAAAAUCGCUGAAACUCUUUGAUUUAAGCCAAAAUAAAGUAAUGAAUUACGUUGAUCCGACGAUUAAUGUUGGGGAAAACUUUAUACGAUCAAAAGUUUGUUUGGAAUGAUUAAGCGGAAGUCGGCAUAUUUUCUAAUUUUAGUAUCAUUUUUGACUUGUCGACAGCGAAACACAUAUCAGUUAUCUAUAGACGUAAUUUAUUUUAACCGGGACAUCCCACAAACAAAUUCUAAACAUAAAAUUCAAUGAAGAAAACAAUUUUAAUAUUGACCCAAAUCAAAGAGUUCCAGUCGUUUUCUCCAACAUACAAGUAUUUUCUUUCUAAAUCAGAAAUAUAAUAAAUUCUUUUUAUAAGCCAUUAGACAUUUUGGACCUAAUUUCUGUAAAAUGUAUCGGUACAGUACAUCGCCUUUAAUCCUUUGGACCAAAUUCCUACCAUUUCUAAUCUCUUGUGUACUUACAUUUAUGAGUAUAAUGAAUUGAUGUGAACUAAUCAAAAUGCAAGAAGUAUUGUAUUUUGCUUUAUGAAACGCACCUGUUACAAAGCUUCAAGUUUAAAAAAUUAUGAGAGUUCAAAGGGAGAUAACUCAUUGCUCAGACUAUUUUCUUGCACAUUAUGCAACGAACAUACGUUACGUUUAUCACAUUGUUACUAAACAUUUUGAACACUACGUCUUACCUCAAAAAGAAAUUAAUCAUAUUUUAUCACUGUUCCAUAAACAUAAAAUACAUGUACAUUGUAAAGUUUUAAAAGAUUCUGUAGAAAUGGUUAGGCUAACGUGACUCUUCUUUACGAUAGCACGGUUUGGAUCAGAAAAACGGGCAUGGCGUCAUAGACACCAUCUUGGAAUUGUGACGUCAUACUAUAAAAAAUCAAGGUCAGUCAAUCGAUACGCAAACAUCCAAGGAGCAAGCAUGCCGAGUGUCACGUCGAUCAUACUUGAAUUGAUGGAUCAUUAGGCUUUUUUUUUUCGAAAGGCGUCGCCCCUAGGAAAAAGAACAAGAAGACGAGUAGCGCUUGGUAGGCCUACCCAGUUCCUUGUCCAAAACGAAGACAAAAUACUACGUACUCAUAUUACUGUUUGUAUAAUAAGCGUUCUGAUUCAAGAAAUUAUACAAUAGAUCUGCUGCAUAAAAUGACGUAGCAAUGUAAACGUAUCCACUGUCAUUUACAAACAGUCAACGUUUAAGCGAGCGGCAAUGGGUUUCUGGGAUCGCUUGGAAUAGAGUCUACCAGUUUCUCUGUUUCUUUUUUGAAAGGUGCAUUAAGCCUCUCAAGCAAAUCAAACACACAAAAAACAUUUAAAUGUCAUACAUUCAUAUUGUUAUACAAUCUUGUUAAAAUUAUACCACUAUUUCUUUUCGUUAAUUGUUCUAAAUUUUUACAUUUCUUUGUAGUAUGCCUACAACUGAACAUAAAGCGAAACGAAAUAGUCACCUGAUUUUAAUAAGCUUGUAUUGUUAUUAUUCAUUGUACUGCUUUGUAAUUUAUGUAUAUAUAUAUAUUAUAAUAUCUUGUAUAUAUUUAUAUGUGAGCUGUAUAUAUUUUUUUGGUAAUAUCUAAUUGAGAUAUAUUGUAUACUGUUACGUAAUUUGUAAAAUGUUACAUUUGUAUAUUUUGUGAAAUUAAAUAAAAUAUUGAAAAAAAUUCAGUAAAAUUUUAAUAAAAAUGAAACCUAAACAGAUUAAUU
Patella vulgata (common limpet) is the source of this 2853-nucleotide messenger RNA. RefSeq lists its product as uncharacterized. The transcript has 3 exons. The record is from RefSeq and is a predicted model, not a curated record. Bases 168 to 851 code for a protein of 227 amino acids. Lineage: Eukaryota; Metazoa; Mollusca; Gastropoda; Patellidae.